CAGGCUGAAGACCAUGGUCUCGAAGCUGACUCAUCUCCAAGUGGAGCUGCUGGAAGCGCUGCUGGAGUCGGGGCUGACCAAAGAGACCUUGAUCAAGGCACUGAGCGAAGCGGAACCCUACGGGCUGCAGAGCGAAAGCCAGCGCGCUAUCAAUGCCCUCCAGACUGAGAAAGGGGAGCCCUGUCCCGACAUCCCCAACCUCCCCAACGGAAUGGGGGAGGCCAGGGUGUCCGAAGAUGAAACCUCAGAUGACGGAGAGGAAUUUACCCCUCCAAUAAUGAAGGAGCUGGAAAACUUGAGCCCAGAGGAGGCUGCUCACCAGAAGGCUGUGGUGGAAAGACUAUUACAAGAGGAUCCCUGGCGAGUAGCAAAGAUGGUGAAGUCUUACCUCCAGCAGCACAACAUCCCCCAGCGUGAGGUGGUAGACACCACUGGUUUGAACCAAUCCCACCUCUCCCAACACCUCAACAAGGGCACUCCCAUGAAGACCCAAAAACGGGCAGCCCUGUACACCUGGUAUGUCCGGAAGCAGCGAGAGGUGGCCCAGCAAUUCACACAUGCUGGCCAGGGUAUACUGACAGACGAGCCCAUGGGAGAUGAUCUGCCCACCAAGAAGGGAAGAAGAAACCGCUUUAAGUGGGGUCCUGCCUCACAACAGAUCCUGUUCCAAGCCUAUGAGAGGCAGAAAAACCCCAGCAAAGAAGAGAGGGAGGCACUGGUGGAAGAGUGCAACAGGGCAGAGUGUAUUCAGAGAGGUGUUUCCCCAUCUCAGGCCCAGGGACUGGGCUCAAACCUGGUGACAGAGGUCAGAGUUUACAACUGGUUUGCCAAUCGCAGGAAGGAGGAGGCAUUCCGGCACAAGCUGGCCAUGGACACCUUCAGCGGACCACAGCCCACCUCUGCCCCUCCUCUAACCCCCCACAGCUCCUCCUCCCUCCAGCCACCACCUGCUCUCUCACCCAGCAAAGUUCACGGAGUAAGGUACAACCAGCAGCCAGCCAGCGAGGCAGAGUCCUCCAGCAGCAACCAUCACGGGAACAGCUCCAUGGUGACCACCCAAACCAUCCUGCAUCAGGUUUCUCCCCCGGGACUGGAGCCCAGCCAGAACCUGCUGAGCACAGACACUAAGCUGGUAUCAGCUCCUGGAGGAACUCUCCCUCCUGUCAGCACCCUGACUGCCCUGCACAGCCUAGAGCAAAGCCCACACACGCUGAGCCAGCAGACCCAGAACCUGAUCAUGGCAUCCCUGCCGGGGGUCAUGGCGAUCGGGGCGGGCGAGACCCCGUCCCUGGCGCCCGCCUUCACCAACACGGGAGCCUCCACCCUGGUGAUCGGUCUGGCCUCAACCCAGCCCCAGAGUGUUCCUGUAAUAAACAGCAUGGGGAGCAGCCUCACUACCCUGCAGCCCGUCCAGUUCUCCCAGCAACUGCAUCCAUCCUACCAGCAGCCCCUCAUGCAGCAAGUCCAGAGCCACAUCAACCAGAGCCCCUUCAUGGCUACCAUGGCCCAGAUACAGAACCCUCACACUCUCUAUGGCCCCAAAUCUGAAGUGACUCAAUACACACACACAGGCCUCUUACCACAAACCAUGGUGAUAACGGACACAGCCAAUCUCAGCGCCCUGACCAACCUGACACCAACUAAACAGGCAUUCACACCUGACUCAGAGACUCACACCGAGUCUGGGAUGCACACACCAGUGUCACAGGCACCAACAAUUCACCUACAGAACCAAGACACAACCAUCCAGCACCUUCAGCCUGGCCCACGCCUCACCUCGAGCCCUGCUGUGUCCUCCAGCAGCCUGGUGCUGUACCAAAGCUCCGACUCCACCAACAGCCACAGCCAGCUGCUGCCAUCCACUCACAACGUCAUUGAGACCUUCAUCUCCACACAGAUGGCAUCUUCCACCCAGUAACCACCACGAGGAGCUCCUGAGUGACUGCCACAACCAACUGCCAGGUGCAACUCCAGCCCUGUUUGCCACCACAGCCUCACACAAACCCCUACUCAGCUGCCUCCGGGAGAGAAAACAUCUCAGGAUCAAGACAGAAAAUAUGGAAAGAUAAUGCUGGCACUGCUAAAAUCCACUGCCCCCCACCCCUCAAAAAACAGCAAACCUAAACCCCAGGAGCCAGCUCAGAAUGGCCAGACAUCCUUCUGUGGCUGCCCAAGACAGAAUCCCAACAGUGCCAGGAUGUGGAAGGGACUCUGAUUCAGCUCAGCUUGAUUAAAGCUGGGCCUGUACAAAACUACCAACAUCAGACUAAAUCAUGUGGGAAAGAGCAAAGCUGAGCUGCCAAAGAAGGGACACCAGCUUUAAACACUCUCCUCUUUUGCUGCAAGAAGUUCCAGCAGGAACUAUGAGAAAUAACAGCACCCUGGAAGUUCCUGACUUUGCAAUGAGAAUAACAAAGAAACAGAUUUGGGAAUGGCUUGGCACAAACCUUCAGUAUGGGAUCACUGACAAGCUAAAAAUCCUUAAUUAACUACCAAAAUACCAAACAUUCUCAGUUAAAAACGACCUGCUCUAAAAUCAUGCUAUCCUAGUGGAAAUGGCUUGGUUGUUUUUGAUAUAGCUCUGCUUUGUUUUAAAUGCAGAAAUUAAAGUUUAACAGCUGCAAGGAGA
Molecule: messenger RNA, 2629 nt
Organism: Oenanthe melanoleuca
Lineage: Eukaryota; Metazoa; Chordata; Aves; Passeriformes; Muscicapidae
Gene: HNF1A
Product: HNF1 homeobox A
Exons: 10
Coding region: 14-1918 (634 amino acids)
Biological process (GO): positive regulation of DNA-templated transcription; insulin secretion; pancreas development
Cellular component (GO): nucleus
Molecular function (GO): DNA-binding transcription factor activity, RNA polymerase II-specific; RNA polymerase II cis-regulatory region sequence-specific DNA binding
Source: RefSeq, a predicted model, not a curated record